UUCCUCUCAAGUAGAAAGAAUCACGUAUUCUCCUCUCCAAUCUCCAUCUUUCUCUCUCACUUUCUUUCCAAACCCACACCCACAUGCUCGUAAACAUGAUUCUCCUACAAUUACAAAUCCUAUCAUUCCCUUUCUCACUCUUACUCUUCCUUCUUCACUUCACUCAUCCCAUUCUUCCAUGGCUUCUCUCUUUCUCUCUCUUCUUCCCUUCUUUCUCUUCUUCUUCUCCCCUGUUUCUUCUUCUUCUUCUUCUUCUAAUCAAACUCCUCAAAGCUACAUAGUUUAUUUGGGUGGAUCAAUUGGCGAAGCCGAUUUCGAUAUGGAAAUUGCAGAAUCUGCUCAUUUAGAAUUGCUUUCUACUGUAAUUCCCAGUGAGGAGAUAGAAAGGGUGUCGGUGGGGCAUGUCUAUCAUCACGCAUUCAGGGGAUUCUCUGCCAUUCUUACUGCCAGUGAAGCUUCUCUGCUUUCUGGUAAUGAAGAGGUAAUAUCAGUGUUUCGUGAUCCAAGUAUGAAGCUUCACACAACAAGAUCUUGGGACUUUUUGGAUCAACAAUCAGGAAAGGAUCUUGGUUUUAAAUUUCAAUACCACCAUACUCUUGCUUCUACAGAUGUUAUUAUCGGAAUGAUAGACACAGGGAUAUGGCCUGAAUCUGCAAGUUUCAGUGAUAAAGGUGUAGGAAAAAUACCUCAAAAAUGGAAAGGAGUAUGCAUGGAAGGCUCUGACUUCAACAAGUCCAAUUGUAACAGGAAAUUAAUUGGUGCAAGAUACUACAUCCACCAAGGCGGCAUCGGAAAAUUCAUCAACACAACAGCUUCAAAGUCAAGCGGCUCACCACGAGACCAUGACAGCCACGGAACUCACACAGCAUCGACAGCAGCAGGAGUCGAAGUAGCUAAUGCUAGUUACUUUGGAUUGGCGCGAGGGACUGCCAGAGGGGGCUUACCUUCUGCUAGAAUUGCUGUGUACAAGGCGUGCACAAUAGAUAAUUGUUCUGGUUCCACUAUAUUGAAGGCGAUUGAUGAUGCAGUUAAAGACGGUGUUGAUAUUAUAUCAAUCUCUCUCGGGAUGGAUUUACUGUUACAAGCCGAUUUUAUGAGUGAUCCCAUAGCUAUUGGAACUUUUCAUGCCAAUCAAAUGGGUGUAAUGGUUGUAUGCUCAGCAGGAAAUAGCGGUCCAGACCCAUAUACUGUAGUGAACACAGCUCCGUGGAUAUUUACUGUCGCUGCUUCGAGUAUUGACAGGGAUUUUCGAUCAAUUCUGCUCCUCGGAAACAAUGCUAGUUUCAAAGGGUCUGGCAUUACACUGUCCAAUCUCACUAUUUCCAGCCAAUAUCCUCUUGCAUUUGCAGGCGAUUUGGCUUCUGUUUUCACCCCAUCAUCAGAAGCAAGCAAUUGCUAUCCUGGAUCUUUAGAUCCUAAGAAAGUAGCUGGGAAAAUAGUGGUAUGUCUAAACAGUUACCGAGGAGUUUCACGACGGAUCAAGAUGUUGGUAGUACAAGAUGCUGGGGCAAAAGGCCUAAUAUACAUUAGUGAUAUGGAAAAAGGUGUGCCUUUUGAUUCAGGUUCUUUCCCAUUUACACAACUAGGAGAACAUGACGGAAUUCAGAUACUCGAGUACAUUAACUCUACCAAAAAACCAACAGCAUCAAUCAUCUCAACAGUUGCUGUACAAAGAUUCAAACCAGCACCAGUUGUGGCUGAUUUCUCAUCAAGAGGCCCCGGAGAACUCACCGAAAACAUUCUUAAGCCUGACAUUAUGGCUCCUGGAGUUGCAAUACUAGCAGCAAAUACACUAGAGAAUGAGCCAGGAGACCCUAUUCGGAAAAAGCAAUCGGCAUUUGCUAUAAAGUCAGGAACAUCUAUGGCUUGCCCCCACGUUACCGGUGCAGCAGCUUUGAUUAAGUCUAUACAUCAUGGGUGGACACCUUCUAUGAUAAAAUCAGCAUUGAUGACAACAGCCACUGUUGCUGAUAACCGGGGGAUAACUCUUACAAAUAGUUCAGGAGGCAUGGCAAAUCCGCAUGAAACAGGAGUCGGGGAGAUAAGUCCAAUGAAAGCUCUUCAUCCAGGACUAGUGUUCCCAACCACUACAGAAGAUUACUUCCAUUUCUUAUGCUAUCUUGGGUACACUGAGAAGAUUCUCCGAUCAAUGUCGAGCACAAUGCUGAGAUGUCCAAAGGCUAUAUCAGAUAAUCGUAUAUCGAACAUAAAUUACCCGUCCAUCUCAAUACAAAAGCUCAAAAGAAAUCGAGAAAGAAGGAUUUCAAGGCACGUAAUCAAUGUUGGAUCUCCGAAUUCGACAUACACUGCUACCUUACGCGCACCAGAAGGUUUAAGAGUAGGCAUUUCCCCAAAGAAGUUAGUUUUCCACAAGGGAUAUACAACAGCAACUUUCAACAUUUCAUUCCAAGCAAAAAUAGCCCAACUAGGCUAUAAUUAUGGUUCAAUAACUUGGUUUGAUGGUCUACAUAAUGUUCGAAUUGUAUUCGCCGUAAAUAUUGUAAAAUAACCGAGGUCCUACAUCCACAUUGCUGAUAGAGUAUAUAACAUAUCUUCAAGCAUCAACCAACAGCUUAAACUUUAAAGUCUUAAGAUAUACUUAUAUACUCUACCGAUUACGCAUCACAAAUAAUAAUUACACAUAGAAAAAGAUUCAUAGAAACAAGAUUGAUAAUUUCUACUCGAGAAAUUCAGUAGUAAAUUUGUAUACUAAUACAAAAACUAUCUAGAAAAAACGCUUGUAAGUUAUCUUGUAGACGUUACAUUUUUUCAUUUAGAUCAUUAUUUCUUACACCUAAUUGAUAAUGAUUUAUGACAAGAAACCAUGUUUAAACUUA
This is a messenger RNA of Amaranthus tricolor (Joseph's coat), 2837 nucleotides long. RefSeq names its product CO(2)-response secreted protease-like. The coding region runs from base 179 to 2509 and encodes 776 amino acids. The transcript has 11 exons. Gene Ontology annotation, molecular function: serine-type endopeptidase activity. Lineage: Eukaryota; Viridiplantae; Streptophyta; Magnoliopsida; Caryophyllales; Amaranthaceae. Gene Ontology annotation, biological process: proteolysis. The record is from RefSeq and is a predicted model, not a curated record.